UGCUGCUGCUGCUGCUGCUGUGAGGGAGAGAGGUGAGCGCAGUUGGAAAAGCAUCCUCCCACCCCACCACCACCACCACCACCACCCCUCCCUCCAAGAGCUCCUCCUCUGUCGUCGGAAAGCGGACGACCGGUCACAUUUACUCAAUGAGAGCAAGAGGGCACCGGAGAGGAUUUCCUAAUUCCUACCUGCUGCUGUGCCGUGUGGCUGUUUUUUCGUCUCUGUGAAAGCAGAGGCUAAUAUGAAGACAUCAUUUGGCAAACCAGACCCUGGGAAGCACCUACGAUCUCAUCAGCUCAUUUGAAACUGAAGACAACACCAUGCACUGUCUCCGGUAAAAUCCUGUUCCCCACUCUCCCCUCUUCCUACCAAGCGUUUGAGAGCGAGGACACGACACGCUGCACAGACAUGGCUUCAGAUCAGCCCUGCAUGGAUUCACUAGAGAAGAGCAGGCCCAUGUUGGGCGCUGCCUGUAAGCGCCAGGCCUACCGGUGUCUACGGAAAAAACUGAGGCCGGUACGGAUCUUAGGGUUCGUCUUCAGCCUGAUGGCCAUAAGUGCUGUCUCCCUCAGUGCCUUGACCUGGAGCUCAGGGGGUCAAAGCGAGGAGAGUCUGCAAGAGUCAGUUCCCCACAGGACUCUACUUUUCACCCAACCCCAGACAGACCCCAAUGCAUCAGCCGACAUGCCAAUAGCCAUGAAAUCUACAGCAGAUAGCAAUAAGAGCCAGGGGGAUUACCCAAGAGACCUUUUUACCCUUGAUGAGAGGCGCCAAGGAGCAGUGGUCCUCCACAUGUUCGGCAUGAUAUACAUGUUCAUCGCCUUAGCCAUAGUGUGUGACGAGUUCUUCGUCCCAGCUCUGACGGUCAUCACGGAGAAGCUGACCAUUUCGGACGACGUUGCAGGUGCCACCUUCAUGGCGGCUGGCGGCUCAGCCCCAGAGCUCUUCACCUCCAUCAUCGGCGUCUUCAUCUCGCACAGCAACGUGGGCAUCGGGACCAUCGUAGGCUCCGCCGUCUUCAACAUCCUCUUCGUGAUCGGAAUGUGUGCCAUCUUCUCCAAGGAGAUCCUCAACCUGACGUGGUGGCCGCUGUUCCGCGAUGUCUCCUUCUACAUCCUGGAUCUGAUCUUGCUUAUCAUCUUCUUCCUGGAUAACGUAAUCUCGGUGUGGGAAAGUGCCACGCUGCUGUCGUGCUACGCCGCCUACGUGAUCUUCAUGAAGUUCAACAGCAACAUGGAGGGCUUCGUAAAAAGUUGCAUGAACAAGAACCAAGUGGUAGAAGUGGAAGUACAGCCCAAGGAUGAGAAGGCAAGUCCUGGGGCGCUGGAGGAUGACGGCAAGUUGUCGGCCAGACCUCGGCUCCAGAGGGGAGGUAGCUCCGCCUCCCUGCACAACAGCUUGAUGAGGAACAGCAUUUUCCAGCUGAUGAUUCACACGCUGGACCCUUUAAGUGAAGAAUUUGCUGACUCUGAGCUUGGGACUUAUGGGAAACUAAAAUAUUAUCACUCAAUGACUGAGGAAGGUAAAUUCCGAGAGAAGGCAUCCAUCCUUCACAAGAUCGCAAAAAAGAAAUGCCAAGUGGAGGACAGCGAGAAGGCCAACGGAGUGGCAAGCCGUUCAGAUAAGAACCUUCCUAACAGCUCCAGCGUGGAAGUGGAAGUGACGCCACCCAUGAAUGGAACAGCGGGACAAGAGGGGGAAACGGCUGAGGACGAGGAGGAGGAGGACCAGCCUCUGAGCCUGUCCUGGCCCGAAUCCAACCGCAAGCGCUUCACCUACCUCUUAAUCAUGCCCAUCGUCCUCCCCCUGUGGCUUACGCUGCCUGAUGUCAGAAAACAGUCUGCUAAGAAGUUCUUCCCCAUCACCUUCCUGGGUGCUAUCAGCUGGAUUGCAGCCUUCUCCUACUUAAUGGUGUGGUGGGCUCACCAGGUUGGAGAGACCAUUGGGAUUACAGAGGAGAUUAUGGGCCUGACUAUAUUAGCAGCUGGAACCUCCAUCCCUGACCUCAUCACCAGUGUUAUCGUGGCACGCAAGGGUCUGGGGGAUAUGGCGGUAUCCAGCUCCGUCGGCUCAAACAUCUUCGACAUCACCGUUGGGCUGCCGUUCCCCUGGAUCCUCUGGUCCUUCUUCAGCGGCAUGAAGCCGGUGCAAGUCAGCUCCAACGGCCUCUUCUGUGCCAUCGUGCUCCUCUUCCUAAUGCUCAUCUUCGUCAUCAUCUCCAUCGCCGCCUGCAAGUGGCGCAUGAGCAAGCUGCUCGGCUUCAUCAUGUUCAUGCUGUAUUUUGUCUUCCUGGUGGUCAGCGUCAUGCUGGAGGACAAGGUCAUCACCUGCCCCGUGUCCGUGUGAGGACCUGCGAGGACCCGCUUCCUCUCCUCUCGUCACCACCACAAACAACCACCGACACAACAAUCCUUCUUGUCUGCCAUCGCUCUCACCUGACCCUUGUGAUCCUUUAACCCGGGAACGAAAUAGGAGUAUGGAUUGCUGGAGGAGAGAAUGAUAUAAAAAAAUAUGAAAUCUGCCUUUAUCUUCAGUAAGCAGACGGUGGCGGGGAGGGGUUAAAUCAACAAGGACGCAAGACUUUUGACUUGGCUGGUUUAGCUUUGGCCUAGCCUGAGUGGAUUUCUAUUUGUUAUUGUUAUUUAAUAGGCAGGUAAGGAGGGAGUAGUGGGUGUACCAGCCAAAUAUAGAAGCAUUAUGCAUGCCAUUAGUGUCACUAGAUGAGCUGGAAUCAAGACUACACCUGAUAGGCUGAGGAGGAUGACCUCCUGUGAACUUUGGGUGGGGGUGGGGGGGUGGGGGGCAAGAGGUGCACUGUAUAAAACUCUUAAAACAAGUGCAGUGGCUGAGCUGAGAUUGAACACAAAAUAACUACUGCUGUCUCCAAUAGAGUGAAAAGGAAUUUGCGGAUGAGGAAAUGGCAGACUGUGUGGAUGAAGAUUUUGCUCCAAAUGUGUUCUCUAUCUGAAAUAAAAGAGGGAAAAGACUCUCCUCUGGGCUCUGCACCUGAGCGACAAGGGACAAAACACCCUUUCUGGGCAGACAAACUUCUUCUUUCUUAUUAUUUCUUUCUCUUUUUUGGGGGAUUUAUCACAUGCUCAGUCUGACUGACAAGUUCAAGCUCCACCUCUUCCCUGCCGGACGUCGUUUUUUCACCGCUGAAUGUCUCUUCAGAGGAUUCUUUUUUUUUUUUUUUUUUUGGAUUCAUUUUCAUGAAAUACAUAGAGGUAGCAGUAGAAGUACUGUAGCAGUAUUAGAUCAUAUAGAGUCAUCUCUGCAAUCUUCUCCUAUUUUUAUUCUUUUGCCACUGAACACACGUUCUGAUUGUGCAGAACUUUCCAUGCUUCACACGCACCGAGUGACAAAGCCAAGAAGAGAAAAAAAAAAAAUCCUAACUCAAGUUUAGCCUCUCAAAAUAUAUGCUUGCCUUGAAUAUCUUUCACUGGUUUGAAAAAAAAAGGCAUGAGUUCUGUAGACUCAUUGGAGUUCCAUAUUGAAGUCUAUGUCAAAAUACUACAGUUGAAAAGAACUAAACAGUGUUUAAGCGUCACGGUUGAUUUAGAUUAGUCAUUGUGUAGUGCUUUGUUCACUGUAGAACUGGGGCUCAACUCACCGGCUAGUCAAGCUCCUGGUUAGUAGUUUAUGAAGUCAACUGCAUGUAAAAAUAGACACUUGGAGGUGAAUAAUACCAAUCAACAUUUAAGAAGUUGUAAACCAAAAUGUACACUUUUUGAAAAUAUGUUUCAUAACUUCUUAAUGCAAAACCACUGCUCAGUCUCUAUGUAGAAAUGUCAACACGUACGGUCAAUGAUAUCUAUCAAACUUGUGCAAUUUCUUUUCUAAUCAAAGGUGCUUUUGUGUGCAUGUGUGCAAUCUGCAUUUGAAUCAUCACACAAUAACCAUCUCUUAUAUUUAGCUAUGAAUAGAGGUUAUACUACCAGUAUUUUGCAACUAACUGCAAAAAAUAUAUAUAUAAACCAAUCUGUGUUUUAUACUGGAAAUAUAAAAAAACGAAACACGAUCUCUCUUUAAGCUACAUAGAAUGUGGAAAUCACUGAUUUAACAGCAAUAUACUGUGUGUGUCGUCCUUGCGUCUCUUUCUCCUCCCUGUCAGGAUGUGAUUCGACACCCGAAAGAAAAAAAAGUGUGUGUGUGUGUGUGUGGGGAGGGGGGGGGGACCAUUUCUCUGCAGCCCCUUUCUGUUAGAGCUGGCCAGAAACACCCGCUUUACCUCAACACAGCCUCUGUACAGCAGCUUAGUAGAACUGUAAAAUAUAAGUAAAUAGAUUCUCUGAAUGUGUGAGGAAACAUGCAUGUGAGGAAUUUGGGCUGGUUACCCACUGACUGUACAGCUGAGCUUAGACCAACUAUAUAUGUUCACUUUUAUGCAUCCAUUCAGACAGAAACACCAAGAACCCCAUGGUUUUACUUUGUAAAUAUGUCACACCUAUUUUUAUUUUAUUUUUUUUGCAAGAAACUUCACAGAUGUAUUGUAUUCACUCAGAGUUUUUAUCCAUUUUUGUAAUGGAUGGAAAAGCUCAGUUAUAUGUUGGUGGCCCUAAAGUAUCAAAGUAUUACUGAGAAAACGGUACUCACAAUUAUUACUGAACAUCUCUCUGGCAUACUUUACACUGUAAACAUGCUUGUUCAGGUUCUGCUAUGGAAACAGGGGAUUUUAAGACCAAAUCACGUCCUUAUCUGUAACAACAGCAGGACUUCUUGAUGCAUCAAAAAUGCUUCUGACAUGAGGUAAAGUUUGGAAAUGCACAGAAAAGAGGAAACCUAUGAUCAUUUCGUUCAACAAACACAUUAGUAAUUCAUAUGCGGUGUGCUUUUGUACGGUACAUUUCCACACGCUAGAUUCAAAGAGUUAAUAUAAGGCCGCAAUGAUGACUCAUGUACUUUGUGAAAUCCUCCUGUGAACAUUCACCAUUAAACUCCCUCUCACUCUCAAAGCGCCCACACGCUCUCCUUAGUGAUCACACCUCGCCUCAAGUUUCUACUCGCCCUUCUCUUUGAAAGAAUGAAAACAUUUGUGAAAUGCACUUUUUUUUUUUUUUGCUCUCCUAAAGAGAUGAA
Messenger RNA from Labrus bergylta (ballan wrasse), 5079 nucleotides. Lineage: Eukaryota; Metazoa; Chordata; Actinopteri; Labriformes; Labridae. The record is from RefSeq and is a predicted model, not a curated record.